Messenger RNA from Cryptococcus deneoformans JEC21, 1768 nucleotides. RefSeq lists its product as hypothetical. The record is from RefSeq and is a predicted model, not a curated record. Bases 609 to 1415 code for a protein of 268 amino acids. The transcript has 3 exons. Lineage: Eukaryota; Fungi; Basidiomycota; Tremellomycetes; Tremellales; Cryptococcaceae.
CACAAUGCUAUAACGAAGCAAUCAUUAUCCCCCUCAGCCAUGCCUCGCACUAGCAACAGAGAGCUCCUAUGCAUCGAAGCAAUCGAUUUCCUCAUGUAGGAAGAAAGCGCAGACAUCGAUGCAGCCGAAGAUAUUGCCCACCUCGCGUUCAAUUCGACUCUCCUCCGGCAGUCUCUUGCCUUCCUCUCCCCCUCUCCCCGAAAUCGUAGAGGAAACAAAUGGCUUGGACAUAUUGAUGGCCGAGCUUCCCCCUCUCUCCCAAUCCUAACUCUUCUCCUUCACCCGCCGACCUGUCCUUUACCCAUCUGGUCGACGAAGAUAUGGGAGAGAACGUAGACGGACUGUAUUCUUCUGGUAACUCUUACCUCGAGCAUCUGACGUCAAUGAGGUUUGUGGCAAAUAAAGAGCCCAUUCCGAAGCAGGCGGACCGAUCUACUCCUUCAUCACUGGUAUCAUUCAAGGCUGGAAAUCUUUCGCGAUGAUGUUCGCGUAUAUCCCUGGACAUUCACCCGCAUUCUCAGCCAUAUCGAAGGCCAUACUGUCUUCCAGAGGGGAGGCAACGUUCCCCAGGCUGCCCAAAUCAGCAGCUCAUCCUUUUCCUCUAUCGAAUGGGCCACUCGGGCAACGCAUCCUCGCUCGAGCAGAUCUCCAAAACCUUUGGUGUCUCCCAGGGCCACGUCCGAUGCACUGCGCGUGUACUGAAGGCUGUUUUAGAUACACCUGCCAUAAUGGGUGCCAUCAACCUACCUGCUAAAGGGUCUGCGGAGAGAGAAGAUGCUAAGAGGAAGAUGGAAGAAAAGGGUGGGCCGGAGUGGAGGGAUGGAUGGCUGGUCGUUGAUGGCACCCUCAUUCCCCUUGCUUUUCGUCCCAUUAUCAGAAGGGAGAGUUUUCUUGGUAGAAAAAAGAAUUACUCGAUCAACCUCCUAGUCUUCAACACAGCGGACAGGAGGAUUGUCGAUUUCAAGAGCGGUUUCGUCGGCAACAGGAAUGACGCGUCCUGUUUUGCAAGUUCUCGACUUGCCCGCGAGCCUAAUGAAGUCCUUUCACCUGGCGAAUGGUGCUGGGCAGACCAAGGCUUUCCCCUGUGUCGCCAUAUAAUUAUUCCUUUCUCUGAGAGCGACUUGAGCAGAUUCAACACCUACUUGUCGAGGUGCCGCAUCUCCUCUGAGCAUGCGAUCGGCUUCUACAAAAGCCGUUUCCAGUUUGCGAAGGGUGUGAGGUACCAGAUCCGAUCUUUUCGCCAGCUGGAACUUCUACAGCUCUACGUCCAGUCAUCCCUUGUCUUACAUAUGUUUGCAUAUGACGACGAGUCUCAAGACAGAACUUGGGACUUUGACCAGGACGUAUUCCACCUCGAAGGCCAGCGCAUGCUUGAGGAGGAGGAUAGGGCAAGGAAGGUCUCGCCUCAGAAGUGAGAGGGAGGAGGAAACAAUAAGGCUCGUGUCCGAGGUGAUCUUAAGACCCCAGUCGCACACUUCCAGCAAACGUUGGCUGUGCAGAAGGAGAUCGCGGAAAAAGAUGAAGAAUACCGGGAGAGGCGAGACCAGGCGGAGCGGAAUCGGAAGCGCCAAAAGGAGGACAUGUAUGAAGAAAUCGUCAAGAGGCGGCUUGAGUUGGAAGAGAAAAGAGAAGCUCGUCUUCAAGAGCAGUGGGAGUCUGAAAAGAAAAGAGAUUGGGUUUUAAUGCCGGAGGUACAGGAAGCGAAUAGCUGGACCCGUUGUAUAUACGUCUCACUCUCUUUUCUCUUCCGCCAAUCAAUAAUAUCGCU